AUGAUAUGCGAGGAGGCAUAUCAUCAGCAACCACAAGGGCAGAUCAAUGAUCAAAUGAUGACGAUGAUGAUGAUGGAUCAAUCUAAUAAACACCAAAGGAGGAAAUCACCUUUAUGGUCGCCAUCCUCACCAUCGUCACCAUCAUCACCUAAAUCACCAUUAUGGUCUCCAUCAUCGCCAUCAUCAUCACCUAAAUCACCAUCAUCAUUUGACAACUUUAAUAAUGAAGAAGAGAGGCUAGAGGUUGUGAACUUGAGUGGGAUGGCUUUGGAAUCUCUCCCUAAUCCUUCACUCAAUUUAGCUCAAAUUUGCAAGCUUGAUCUCUCCAACAACCACCUCCAGACCAUUCCAGAAUCACUUACAGCGAGACUACUCAACUUAAUAGCAUUAGAUGUUCACUCAAAUCAGAUCAAAGCUCUUCCAAACUCCAUUGGUUGUCUCUCCAAGCUCAAGACCCUCAACGUCUCCGGCAACUUUCUUGUUUCCCUCCCUAAAUCUAUCCAACAUUGCAGGUCUUUGGAAGAGCUAAAUGCAAACUUCAACAAACUCAUCAGAUUACCAGACUCAAUUGGAUUUGAACUAACCAAUCUAAGGAAGCUCUCUGUCAACUCCAACAAGCUCAUUAGCCUCCCAGUCUCCAUUACUCACCUUACCUCUCUCCGAGUCCUUGACGCUCGUCUCAACUGCCUCAUGAUUCUCCCGGAAGAUCUCGAGAACCUCAUCAACCUCGAGAUCCUCAACGUCAGCCAGAACUUCCAGUACCUCUCCGCUCUCCCUUCCUCCAUUGGCCUCCUCAUGAACCUCAUCGAGCUUGAUGUUAGCUACAACAAGAUCACUGCCUUGCCUGAGUCCAUCGGCUGCAUGAGACGGUUGAGGAAGCUGAGCGUUGAAGGAAACCCGCUCGUGUCCCCACCAAUGGAGGUGAUGGAGCAGAACUUGCAGGUGGUGAGAGAGUAUCUGACACAGAAGAUGAAUGGUUGCGGCUCACCAAAGAGUCCCAACAAGAAGAAGUCUUGGGGAUUUGGUAAGUUGGUCAAGUAUGGGACUUUCAAUGGCGGAUCAAGAAGCUGGAACAGAGAAGACAGGGAAGGUUUCAUCAUGCCUGAGUACCGUUCCAUCGACAGUCUUGCUUCGCCUCGGUACUCUGGUAUGUUCUCUCCUCGCCGUCUCUUUUCUCCAAAAACCUAUUUCAGCAGAUGA
Microthlaspi erraticum is the source of this 1200-nucleotide messenger RNA. Lineage: Eukaryota; Viridiplantae; Streptophyta; Magnoliopsida; Brassicales; Brassicaceae. The record is from the annotation of a GenBank genome assembly.